AUCAAUAAUGUUUUGUCCCCAAGGGGACACCAAGCGGUGCGACCUCCUGUGUGUGAACAGUGAGGUCUCGGGUUCAAACCCCACUGCUCCCCCUCCCCAACUUCCCCAAGUAAAAAAAAAUAAAAAUAAAAAUAAAUCAAUAAUGUUUUCGAAUAAAUCAAUCUUUUCUUUUUGAUUGGCGAGUAAUAGAGAGAGAGUCAGAGAUCAAAUGCAUAUACCUACCCCCACUUUAAUACACAAUAUGGGCUACUCUCAUCUCUCCACUAUAAAGAAGCUACAACUUCUACGUAAAAAUCCAUCCCAGGCAACCAUCCAUGGCUUCCCUCUACCUUCAUUGCACCACCACCGCCUCCUCCUCCCCCGCCCCUCCCUCUUCCAAACCCCACCCUCUCCUAUCCAAGCCCACACCUUUCCUCUCCCAUGCAAGGCGGAACCACCGCCACCCCCUCCGCGUCUCGGCCUCCGCCAGCCCAAACCAAAGCGACUCCGAUUCCCAAGGCAAACUCGACCGCCGCAACGUCCUCCUCGGUCUGGGCGGCCUCUACGGCGCAACCAACCUGAUCUCCACCGAGGCAGCAUCCGCCAACCCGGUGCAAGCACCGGAGCUGGACAAAUGCGGCACCGCCACCAACCUGAACACCGGCGAGCAGCUGGACAUCAACUGCUGCCCACCGAUCACGGGCAACAUCAUCGACUACCAGCUUCCGCCCGUGUAUAACCUGCGAACCCGCAAAUCCGCCCACCGCCUCACGCCAACGGAGGCCUUCAAGUACAACCUGGCGAUCGAGCGCAUGAAGAAACUUCCCGAAGACGACCCCCGCAGCUUCAUGCAGCAGGCCUUCAUCCACUGCGCCUACUGCAACGGAGCCUACAACCAGCCCGGGCAGGGCGACCUUGACAUCCAAGUCCACAAUUCAUGGCUCUUCUUCCCUUUCCACAGAUGGUAUCUGUAUUUCUACGAGAGAAUCCUCGGAAAUCUCAUCGGCGAUCCCACUUUCGCCCUGCCCUUCUGGAAUUGGGACAACCCUAAAGGGAUGACCAUCCCACCCAUAUUUCUCGACCCCAACGCCGCCAUCUACGACUCCAAGCGCAACCCGGCCAACCUGACCGCGGUGGUGGACCUCGGCAUGACCGGGAAUACAGACCCUAUGCAGUUGGUAACCAACAACCUGACUGUGAUGUACACGGAGAUGAUCCGGGGGAAUGCCGACGUCUAUGACUUCAUGGGUCAGCCCUAUCGCGAAGGCACCCCGGUCAGCCCUGGACCGGGCUCCUCUGAGAGGGGGUCCCACACGGCCCUCCACGUCUUCGUAGGGGACCCACGGGAGCCGAGCGGUGAAGACAUGGGCAACUUCUACUCGGCGGGGCGGGACCCGCUCUUCUACUGCCACCACGCCAAUGUUGACCGCAUGUGGACUCUAUGGAAGGACGUCCUCCCCAGCGACGUGGUGCCCGAAAAGACCAUCACCGAUCCCGACUACCUCAACGCCUCUUUCCUCUUCUACGACGAGAACGCGCAGCUCGUGCGCGUCUACGUCCGGGACAGCAUCGACACCCGGAAGAUGGGGUACGAUCUGCAGAGGAUCGACCUGCCCUGGCUCGACUACCGGCCCCCGAUCCAGACCGCCCUCGCCAGGAUCAAGAAGACCUCCAGCUCGGCCCCCAAGGCCGCCACGCUCUUCCCACUCAAGCUCAACAAAGUGGUGAGGUUCGAGGUGCAGAAGACCAAGAAGGGCAAGGCCGACGAGCUGCUCGUGCUUGAGGACAUUACUGUUGACACCACCAAGUUCCUCAAGUUCGACGUCUUCGUCAACGAUGAGGACGACAACCCGCUCGAGCUCGACAAGGCGGCCUACGCGGGGACUUAUGCGCAGGUGCCGCACAAGGCUCCCAAGAAAACGUCGACCACGUCCAUCAGGUUGAAGCUCACGGACUUGUAUGAAGACAUGGACAUCGCUGAUGACGAUACCAUUGUUGUCACCAUUGUGCCGAGGCACGAGGGACCUGGAGUCACCAUUGGCGGCAUCAAGAUCAUUGAGAAUCCAGCUAAAGCUUGAUUCCGCUGCACUUGUCGACAUUCCUUAGCCAGAUUCCCGCUCUUUGCUUUGCCUUUAGAUUGAUUUGGUGUUGCUGAAUAACAUACUCGAUCUGCGUCGGAAUCGGGUUCGUGCAUGUUCUUGCGAUUUCAUCUUUUCUCUUGUAAUUGUGACUCUCAUGUGUGCUUGAUUUGGCAAUAAGAAUUUGGCUGCUUAGUUAUGUUUGCAA
Molecule: messenger RNA, 2265 nt
Organism: Salvia miltiorrhiza (redroot sage)
Lineage: Eukaryota; Viridiplantae; Streptophyta; Magnoliopsida; Lamiales; Lamiaceae
Product: polyphenol oxidase I, chloroplastic-like
Exons: 1
Coding region: 315-2057 (580 amino acids)
Biological process (GO): pigment biosynthetic process
Molecular function (GO): catechol oxidase activity
Source: RefSeq, a predicted model, not a curated record